GAAGGGGGCGUGUCCGACCGCGUUCGAAAGGGGCGGGGCGCAGGUGGGUGUGUCUCUCAGCUGACGCGCGCCGCUCGCGCUCUCUCCUUCUCCUCGCGCGCGCGCUUCAUCUCCGUCGCGGGCGUCAGCAGCAGCGCAUCGCGCGGCUUCACACGUUCGUUCACGCCGCAGCGGCCGAGCAGAGCAGACACACGGACCCGCGGUGAGACAUGUGUGUGACCCGGCUCACUUCCCCUUCAUGCCCGUGUGUGCUGGCGCUGUGGGCGGUGGAGUGAAGCGCUCGAGGCUCCUGGCAUGGGCAGCGUAGGGAGCGGGGCGUCCAGUCAGCGGCCAAUCACAAUGCGCAGCGUGGGCACCCGCACCACCCCAAACGGCCCGCUGGCGGCUGCACCGCCUCCCCCUUCGGCCCGCCGCCGCCUCGAUGACCGCAGCUUCAGCGCCGAGCGCAUCCCCAUCCCCAGCACCAAAACCAAGGGCGUCUCCGCCGACGAGCACAGCUACAAUGCAGAGAGAGAUUACCAUGCUAACGCUCGCAACCACACCGACACAGAGCGCACCGCGGCACACAACACCAACCGCCAGCAGAUGCUCAACGGAGAGAGGCUGGUGUCCAAUGUGGUGUUCACCAAUGGGGCACGGAGGGAAGGACACAGGCGCGGAGAGAGUCUGGACCUGUGUGGGAACAACAUCGUGCUGAACAACGACAAGAACGGCAGCCAUCAAGCUCCACCGCAGCCGCCACAGCACAAGGACAAGAGCAAAGCCAAACCCAAUAAUCAAAACCAGCCCAACAUCCUGCCCAUCUCGGGAAAACUCGAGCAGGCACAGACCAACGACUCUCUGGUGCGUCCAUCAGCCUUCAAACCUGUGGUACCCAAGAGCUUUCACUCCAUGCAGAAUCUGGUGUGUCCCCUGCAGUCCAGCUCUGGGACGGCCGGCGGUCCUGGGAGCAGCGGAAGUGGCGGCAGCGGAGGCGAGAAAGGGGGUCCGAACGCGCCUGGCCCACUGUGGGACCAGGACAGUCCCGGCAGCCGUGGGACACACACCGGUGCAGGCCGGGCCGGACAGGGCAGUCUGUCGGACUCCGGGAGGAACUCUCUGACCAGUCUGCCCACGUACACAGGCUCCAGCUACGGCCCACCGCCUGCGCUCGGACCCCUCAGUGCCUCCACCAGCCACAUCAACCGACUGGGAACCGUCGCCCUGGACAAACUGGACAAGCCGGGUUACCAGAACGGCCUCAGUGCCUCGGACAGCGGCCGCUCAUCCUCAGGCAAGAGCUCCUCCUCGUACCAGCGACUCAGUCACCUGAACGAUGCUCCCGCGCCCCUGAGGCCCUCUCCAUCAUCCGACGACGUUAUUCAGGACCUGGAGGAGCGUCUGUGGGAGAGAGAACAAGAAGUAAGUGAGGUGAUUCACAUGCGGCGAAACCUGGACCAGAGCGAGGCGGCCAUCGUGCAGGUUUUCGAGGAGAAACAGCGCGUGUGGGAGCGUGAGAUGGAGGAGCUGAGGCAGAACUACGCUGGGCGUCUGCAGCAGGUGACCCGACGUGCCCAGCGAACCCAGCAGGCCUUGCAGGCGCAGAUCGCCCGUCUGCAGCAGGACAAGCGGCGUCUGCAGGAUGAGAUGACGAUGCUGCUCGCUCAGAGAGAGGAGCUGGAGAAGAAGUGCUUGGACUUCAGGAAGGAGCAGGCCGAUAUCCUGCCCAGACUAGAGGAGACUAAGUGGGAGGUGUGUCAGAAGGUGGGUGAGAUCUCUCUGCUGAAGCAGCAGCUGAGGGAGAGUCAGGGCGAGGUGACACAGCGGGCCGGAGAGAUGGUGGCACUGCGAGGACAGCUUAAAGACCUCAACGCCCAGCUGAGAGAGCGAGAGGAGGCUGAGAUCAGCCUCAAAGAGUCUUUUUGCACCAAAACCCUGGAGCUGGAGCGCUGCGAGGCCGAGCUACAGACCAUGCUUGCCGAGGUCACAGUGCUGCGGGACAAGCUGAGUGCGUUUGAGACGGAGGUUGCACGGUUGAAGAAGGCCCUCAGUGAACUCAGCAGCAGUUCCAGUCGCUCCAGUGAGCCUGGCCUGACUGAUAUGGGUCAGCUGGUGGUGUCCUGCAGCCGAGAGCAUCUUCUGUCCCCUCCGGAGACACCCACGUCCCUCCGGGCGCUCCCGGCACCAGACCCGCUGCUCACGCUGCAGAGCGACGACUCCAAGGUCCAGUGGCAGGAGUCGGGCGACCUGCGGCAGCAGCUGGAGCGACUGCAGGGCGAGCUGCGUCUGGAGCGGCAGCAGCGAGAGCGGCAGGCGCUCACCUUCACUCAGGAGCGCCAGACCUGGCAGGACGAGAAAGAGCGCGUGCUGAAGUACCAGGCGCAGCUGCAGCUCAGCUACGUGGAGAUGCUGCAGAAGAACCAGGCUCUGGAGGAGCGCGUAGACAAGCUGGGAGCCCAGAUCGCAACGCCGUCGCCGCUGGAUGCCCCUGUGUCCGUCUCCAUAUCCCUGACCUCUCCCACCCCACCAGCGGAGGAGAAGAAGCUGCCGGAGAUGCACCAGCUGGCUCCGAUGUGGCCCGUGCCGACCCGACUGGAGAGGAUCGAGUCAACGGAGAUCUAAUGCAUCCCUGAUUACAACUGCAUUCAGUACAAUCCAAAAACUAAACCGCUUGCGAGGACUGUCCAAGGAUGCCCUGCUUGUCUGGGGCAGGUGUGUGGGUUGAGGGCAGGUCCGUUGGGUAGUUAUGAGUUGCAUGUGUGGCCUUAUCAGCUGGUUUAGUGCAGAGGAGCUGGCCGCAGGUCAGUAGCCAAGCGGAAAACACUCAGGGGUUUAUGGGGAACUGGCAUUAACAGACUGUUUCAGCUUUGUGUUUUUACAGGCGCGAGGGUUUAGGCUAUUAAUAAGUCACCAUCUUUUCUGAAGAAUAUCCUAAUAAUGACAGCAUCUUUCUGUAAACUUCAAACAAUCAAAACUAGACUAAAACUGCAGGGAGUUCCUCUUAAAGUGAAGUUCUUGCAUGGUGCUUAGAUGCAACGCACCAUCACGUUUAAGGACCAAAUCUUAGUGCCAGUCUCGUAUGUUAAUGUUUAUGUUUGUUGGGCCGCAGAAACAUACUCUACACAAGUACACAGAUGUGCAAGAUGAAAUUAAGCAGAUUAUUCAAGCGUUCAAAAGAUUUGAUGAUUUGGAAGAAGUUCUUCUCUUCUGCUCAGCAAGGCUGCAUUUAUUUCAUUAAAAAUGCAGUAAAAUUUUGAAAUAUUAUUACAAUUUAAAA
Molecule: messenger RNA, 3256 nt
Organism: Carassius auratus (goldfish)
Lineage: Eukaryota; Metazoa; Chordata; Actinopteri; Cypriniformes; Cyprinidae
Product: leucine zipper putative tumor suppressor 3-like
Exons: 6
Coding region: 295-2601 (768 amino acids)
Biological process (GO): regulation of dendritic spine morphogenesis
Cellular component (GO): dendritic spine
Source: RefSeq, a predicted model, not a curated record